GUGGGAGGAAUAGUGUCCCAUCAUUGGUGUCAGUGGGAAGAAUCGUGCCCCAUCAUUAGUGUCAGUGGGAGGAUUAGUGCCCCAUCAUUGGUGUCAGAGGGAGGAAUAGUGCCCCAUCAUUGGUGUCAGAGGGAAGAAACGUGCCCCAUCAUUGGUGUCAGAGGGAAGAAACUUGCCCCAUCAUUGGUGUCAGUGGGAGGAAUAGUGCAAUAUCAUUGGUCUCAGUGGGAAGAAUCGUGCCCCAUCAUUGGUGUCAGUGGGAGGAAUAGUACCCCAUCAUUGGUGUCAGUUCGAGGAAUAGUGCCCCAUCAUUGGUGUCAGUGGGAAGAAGAGUGUCCCAUCAUUGGUGUCAGUAGGAAGAAUAGUGCCCCAUCAUUGGUGUCAGUGGGAAAAAUAGUGCCCCAUCUUUGGUGUCAGUGGGAGGAAUAGUACGUCAUUGGUGUCAGUGGGGGGGAAUAGUGCCCCAUCAUUGGUGUCAGUGGGAGGAAUAGUGUCCCAUCAUUGGUGUCAGUGGGAAGAAUAGUGCCCCAUCUUUGGUGUCAGUGGGAGGAAUAG
Messenger RNA from Staurois parvus, 555 nucleotides. Lineage: Eukaryota; Metazoa; Chordata; Amphibia; Anura; Ranidae. The record is from the annotation of a GenBank genome assembly.